Molecule: messenger RNA, 836 nt
Organism: Saccoglossus kowalevskii
Lineage: Eukaryota; Metazoa; Hemichordata; Enteropneusta; Harrimaniidae
Source: RefSeq, a predicted model, not a curated record
UCCUAGCGCAGUGCAGCUUAAAAGUCGUGGUCGUUAGCAGUUUUUUUGAAUUUAAUUCGAGUAACAAUAUUUUCAUUAUGGCGUUGAACUUAGCCGUUGUUUUAUUACUGGUUGCUGUGACUCAAGGCGACAUCCAUAUCGCUGAACCAACAUUCACAGUUACCAGUCCCACCUGUGACGAUCUUGAAUACUACCCAGGAGUUGCACAAGAAAUCACAGUAUCUAUCGUCAUCACCAAUGAUGGUAGCGAACAACUUCCUGCUAGUGACAAUAACCUCGAAGUGUCGUUCUGGACCUACCCACUACCCGAUGGUGUCACUGGUCUGGCGGGCCAACAAGAUCAAUACAUGCAGCUGACUGGCAGCACGUUCACGCUUGCAGCCGGUUCUUUGAGCGUCGCCAUCCCUGCUGGGGCUAGCAGCACCGUGACUGGCUCCACUAGCAUUUCCAUGCCGUCCGAUAACUGCGCAACAUUCGAGCAGCUUUGCGUGGGACUGGGUCUUUCGGAUGCAGCUUUAGGGGCCGGUGCGGGUAUGGGAGGCAAUGGCACAGAUAGCAUGACCGGGGCGUGCCUAGACUGGGGCUGUACAGCAGGACAGAUGGUCGGGGAACUAGAUUGCGAUGGACCUGAGGAUGCCGCCACGAGCAUUACCAUGACCUCGGUAACAAUGCUGUUCUCUUUGUGCUGUACGCUGAUAAGCCUGGUAUAAAUAAAUUAUACCUGCUGGGACUGGGAACCAUGGCAACUGCAUAAACCAUAACAUGUUAUGAUGAAUAUGACGUAUAUUAUGAGGAUAGAUUUAGAAAAUAAUAUAACUGCAACACUACUUUUACUA